GUUAUCCACUGUAGUUUCAGUUUUUCAAAAUCCAUAAAGUUGAAGUAGACAUAAACCCGUGCGUUACGAUUGUUUGGAGGAGAUCUACUGAAAAUGGAUCGUUGGAGAGGCAGGGUGGCACUCGUUACUGGAGCCUCAGUCGGAAUUGGAGCUGCUAUAGCCAAAACACUGGUUCAGUGUGGCAUGAAGGUGGUCGGUUGUGCACGAAACGUUGAAAAAAUAGAGAAAUUAGCAGUUGAAUGCAAGAGUUCUGGUUUCAGCGGGACACUGAUUCCCUACAAAUGUGAUUUAUCUGUUGAGGAAGAUAUCCUGUCCAUGUUUUCUGCCAUCAAAGCCUCACAUCAGGGUGUUGACGUGUGCAUCAAUAAUGCUGGAUUAGCACUCCCAGAGUCCUUGCUGAGUGGUAAAACCGGAGGCUGGAAGACCAUGAUGGAUGUGAACGUGCUUGCACUCUCCAUCUGUACCCGGGAGUCCUACCUCUCCAUGAAAGAGAGAAACAUUGAUGACGGGCAUAUCAUUAACAUAAACAGUAUGAGUGGACACAGGGUGGUGCCCGUUGCUGACGUCCAUUUCUACAGUGCGACCAAAUACGCCGUGACCGCUCUCACAGAGGGCUUACGCCAAGAGCUACGCGAGGCCAAGACCCACAUACGAGCCACUUGCAUAUCUCCCGGUAUAGUGGAAACAGAAUUUGCCUACCGGCUACAUAGUGCCAACCAAGAUAAAGCUGCUGCCACCUAUUCCAGUCUAAAGUGUCUUGAAGCCAAUGACAUAGCCAGUGCAGUUGUGUAUGUCUUAAGUGCUCCUCCACAUGUUCAGAUUGGGGACAUUCAGAUGAGGCCCACCGAACAGGUGUCAUAACAGCCGACAUAAUCUUAUGUUGCAGAUCAUACACACGUUUGUCAUAAAGUCUACAGAGCUGAGAGACACUACUCGUUGACAUGGAGACAAUGGGAAUGUAAUGAGUGCCUGAUUACUUGAUGGAACUGGAAUACACUUUUUAACAUGACAUGAUUGAAUGCACGUUUUCAAUGAAACUGAUCUGUAUUCACUUUUGCUCUUUCAAAGUCAAAGGCUUUUUAUUUCAGUAACAUAGGACGUAUAGAUUAUAUGGAUUUGAUUACAUUGAGCACGGAAAUUACAUAAAUUUUAAAAUGACCUCAAGAUGGCAUUUUGUUAAUAUUAACUAAAGGUUGCAUCAUUGUCUUUGAGU
Chanos chanos (milkfish) is the source of this 1213-nucleotide messenger RNA. RefSeq names its product dehydrogenase/reductase SDR family member 11-like. The record is from RefSeq and is a predicted model, not a curated record. Gene Ontology annotation, molecular function: oxidoreductase activity. Bases 94 to 861 code for a protein of 255 amino acids. The transcript has 7 exons. NCBI's taxonomy places the organism in Eukaryota, Metazoa, Chordata, Actinopteri, Gonorynchiformes, Chanidae.